UCGGGCCAGAACAACUAAUUUUUGCGCUUUACAAUUUUGCACCUUUUGGUCAUUAUAUUGAUUCAAGCGAUUCAAUGACGCCUUGGACGCGAGUCGUUUUCCGCUUCAUAGCGGUUAUUCGCGGUUUCCACAAUCCAACCCAGAAGUCUCACCAUUAACCAUUAGGGCUUCGGGUUCGCCAAAUCCAAUUUACCCUUCCGUUAACGUUCCCAAUUUCUUGGGCUUUUUGAUCCUUCCAACAUUCAUUUCCCCCGCCAUCCAAAUAAUUCCCAAAAAAUGUUCAACAAGAUCAUAAAGCUCGCUCACAAGAAAUGCUCCAAAUUGGAAUUCCCCGAAAACGGCCUUCAGUUUUACGAUGUCGUCGUCAAACACGCAUCUCGUAACGCCGCCGCCCCCGCCGCACCCGUCACCAUCACCGGCCCCGCCGUCGUUCCCGCCAUUUCCGACUCUCAAACCCCCCCACCCGCUCUCCCGCCUCCCAAUACCACCGCAAUCGAGCCACUACCGCCGCUGCGAGACGUCGACGAAUCGGAGCACCGGGCGCUGAUCCUUCGUAAAAUACAAGGGUGUUGCUUCUUGUGCGAUUUCUCAGACACUGUCGACUCCGUUAACGAGAGGGAAACAAAGCGCCAGACACUCGAGGAACUCAUUGACAUCAUCCAUUCCGGGUCCUUCGGAUUUAGCGAAAAUCAAGAAGACUUGAUUAACAUGGUGUCCGUUAACAUCUUCCGUUGUCUUCCCCCAGCACCUCGCGGCACAGAAUACUUGGAACCCGAAGAAGACGACAGAUAUUUGGACCCGUCGUGGCCGCACUUGCAGCUCGUGUAUGAUAUCCUCUUGCGUUACGUUGUCUCACCGGAGAUUGAUGUAAGGACCUUCAAGCGCUACAUUGACCAUAUCUUUGUCACGAAACUCGUCGACUUGUUUGAUUCCGAGGACAUGCGAGAGCGCGAGUAUUUGAAGAACAUUCUUCACCGCAUUUAUGGCAAGUACAUGGGGCACAGGCCCUUCAUUAGGAAUGCCAUCAACGACGUCUUCUACCGCUUUAUAUUUGAAACUCAGAGGCACAAUGGUAUUUCCGAGUUGCUGGAGAUCCAUGCUAGUAUCAUCAACGGGUUUGCUUUGCCAAUGAAAGAGGAACAUAGACAAUUUCUAAUUCGGACUCUUAUUCCACUUCACAGGCCCAAAUCUAUUUCCUUUUAUCACGAACAACUGACUUAUUGCGUGGUUCAGUUUGUUGAGAAAGACAACAGGCUUGCAGAUCCUGUGAUCAGGGGGAUGUUAAAGUACUGGCCAGUCUCGAAUUCUCGGAAGGAAGUUCUUUUCCUUGGAGAAAUUGAACUGGUUCUUGAGGCAGCUCAAUGUACUGACUCUCUACGGUGCAUUGCCUCUCUUUUCAGACAGAUCGGACGCUGCCUUAGCAGCUCUCAAUUUCAGGUUGCCGAGCGAGCAUUUUACUUGUGGAACAAUGAGUACUUUAUUAGUUUUGUAGCCCAGAAUCGAAAUGUUAUAUUGCCCGUAAUCUUUGAAGCUUUGGAAAAUAACAUGAAAGGCCAUUGGAGCCAAGUAGUGCAGGGGCUAACGGCCAAUGUGAGGAAGAUAUUUCUAGGGAUGGAUGCUGAAUUGUUUGAAGAGUGUCAAAGACAGUACAUAGAGAAAGAAGCGAAGACUAUAGAGUUGGAAGAGAAGAGGGAGUUAACUUCGGAGAAAUUGGAAGCAGAGGCUGCAUAAGCAGUCGUGAGGAAAGAAUUUAGAUUCCCUACUGUA
Messenger RNA from Vigna unguiculata (cowpea), 1767 nucleotides. RefSeq names its product serine/threonine protein phosphatase 2A 57 kDa regulatory subunit B' beta isoform-like. Gene Ontology annotation, biological process: signal transduction. Gene Ontology annotation, molecular function: protein phosphatase regulator activity. Lineage: Eukaryota; Viridiplantae; Streptophyta; Magnoliopsida; Fabales; Fabaceae. Gene Ontology annotation, cellular component: protein phosphatase type 2A complex. The record is from RefSeq and is a predicted model, not a curated record.